This is a messenger RNA of Micromonas commoda, 1385 nucleotides long. It is a transcript of the gene FEN1, whose product is annotated as flap endonuclease-1. The transcript has a single exon. Bases 169 to 1323 code for a protein of 384 amino acids. The record is from RefSeq and is a predicted model, not a curated record. Lineage: Eukaryota; Viridiplantae; Chlorophyta; Mamiellophyceae; Mamiellales; Mamiellaceae. Gene Ontology annotation, molecular function: 5'-flap endonuclease activity; 5'-3' exonuclease activity; DNA binding.
GCGUGGACGCCGUAUCUGUAUCUAUCGGUUUCAUCGCCGGAGGAGGGAGAAUACGCUCCAAUAUAUUGAUUCGCGUCAUCCAUCCAUUCAGUCCACAAGUGACAACGACGAACGGGCAAGAUCUUUGUCCCAUCCAAGCACACACCAGCGACUCCUGAAAACAUAGCGAUGGGCAUCAAAGGCCUGACGAAGCUCCUAUCUGACUACGCCCCCGGCUGCAUGCGCGAGCAAAAGUUCGAGGGCUAUUUGGACCGCAAGGUUGCUAUCGACGCUUCGAUGCACAUCUACCAGUUCAUGAUGGUCGUCGGACGAAGCGGUGAGCAACAGUUGACGAAUGAAGCUGGUGAAGUGACGAGUCAUCUGCAGGGCAUGUUCACGCGAACCCUCCGCAUGUUGAAGGCUGGAAUCAAGCCCGUGUAUGUGUUCGAUGGAAAGCCUCCGACCAUGAAAGGUGGCGAACUUGCCAAACGAAAAGAUAAGCGAGAGGCGGCCGAGUCGGCACUCGAAAAAGCAAAGGAAGCCGGUGACCAGGAGGAGAUCGAGAAGUUGAGCAAACGAACCGUUCGCGUAUCCAAAGUGCACUCCGAGGAGGUUAUGAAGCUGGCACGGUUUUUAGGUCUGCCUGUUUUCGAGGCGCCGUGCGAGGCUGAGGCGACUUGCGCUGCACUAUGCAAAGCUGGUUUGGUCUACGCGGCUGCGUCUGAAGAUAUGGAUACUCUGUGCUUUUCGACGCCAAAGCUGGCUCGCAACCUGAUGGCGCCUUCCUCUCAGGAGAAGCCGAUCCUCGAAUUCGACUUUGAUAAAUUGCUGGCCGGCCUGGAACUAACUUGGGACCAGUUUAUCGACGUUUGCAUUCUCUGCGGAUGCGACUAUUGCGAUAGCAUCAAGGGUAUCGGGCCCGUCAAUGCGCUGAAGUACAUCAAACAGUACGGCAACAUCGAGGGUCUGCUCGAGCACCUCGACAAGGAGAAAUAUCCGGUCCCUGAUGACUGGCCUUACAAGGAAGCUCGAGUUCUAUUCAAAAACCCUGAAGUCGUGCAAACUGAUGGACUGACCUUGAAAUGGACUGCGCCAGACGAGGAGGCUGUUGUAGCAUUCCUGUGUGGUGAAAAGUCCUUUAACGAGGACAGGAUCAGAAAGCAGCUUGCAGAUCUCAAGAAGGCAAGAAGCCAGGGCGGCCAGAACCGUUUGGAGACGUUUUUCGGCGCCGCUACCGUGAAGUCGUCUACGGUUGGCAAGCGAAAGGAACCGGAAAAAGGCAAAGGCAAAUUUGGGGCAGCUGGCGGAAAGAAAAGCAAGGGGGUUACGAAGAGAAAAUUUUGAACGUGGACAGGCACAUGAAAUACGGGAAAGAAGCGUUUUGAAUGAAUAGACGUACGUUACUC